Messenger RNA from Octopus sinensis (East Asian common octopus), 2958 nucleotides. RefSeq lists its product as uncharacterized. NCBI's taxonomy places the organism in Eukaryota, Metazoa, Mollusca, Cephalopoda, Octopoda, Octopodidae. The record is from RefSeq and is a predicted model, not a curated record. Bases 16 to 2763 code for a protein of 915 amino acids. The transcript is spliced from 8 exons.
UUUAGAAACAAGAAAAUGGAUAUAAGGAAAAGAAAGAACGAUGCAUGUACAGAAAAUAUUACUGAGAGCAACGAAGAUGAAAUGAUUCCAAAAAGUCAAAAGAUUAUUCCUGCAUUUUCUUCUCGAAACAAAAGUGUUAAAGAUAUUAACAGUAGAAAAAUAAGAAAAAAUCCCGAAAGCAUAUUUCAUGAGCAACAAGAUGAACCAAAGCAUAGUAAAAUAAAGGAUAAAGCAACUCAUGAUACUCCUGCUGUAGAACAAAUAACACAAAUAAAUAUGGCACCAGAAAAUAGAAAUAAUAAAGCUUCUUGUGAUGUGUCUGAGCAAAUACUGCAAAUAAGUACAGAUAAUGCUGACAUAGAAAAGAUCUGUGUAGAAUCACAAGCUGCUGAUUUGAAGGAAAGUAAACUACAGAAGCUUGAAAUGACUGAGGUUAAAAAGAAUAACGAUUCUAAAUCUGAUAAUCAAACUUCAGCGGAGAUUCUUAAUGAAGACAGACUAAACUGCAAAGAUGGAAGCCAUUUGGAACUGUCUGAGAAUUCUAACACUGUUGAUUGUAUAAGAAAGAUAGAAAUGGAAUACAAAUCACCUAAUUGUGAAAAAUUGAUUUCUUCUAUGGAAGAUGUAAGUGUGAAACAAUCUGAGGCUUAUUUGGCCAUGUCUUCAGGUUUAGAACUGUGUGCUCUGAAAUCUGACAUUCUAAAUGAAGAUAUUAAAAACAGAGAUGGAGUUAUCAGCUUUCUAGAAACUAUUCCAAAAGAUAAGUGUGCAAUAUCAAUUUGUAGUGAGAAUAAUCCCAACAUUGACAUUUCUAAUAUUCCUAGUUCUUCCAUAUCAGAAAUAGAAUGUGAGAGUAAGUUACCACUUCAAAGUGAGAAACUGGAAAGUAAUUUUCCUAAUAGCAAUGAUAAUCAAAUUAUUUUAUCUGCGAAAGAAAGCUUUCAAACUAAUAUUAAUGUAAAUAAGGAAGUUACUCUGAAUUUAUCUAAAGGAUUAAACUGUAAUUUGUAUAAUGAGCAUUUACCUGAUAUUAAGACAGUUGGGAAAAUGUCAGAAAUUCAGUCAGGAAAACAGCUAUUACCUUUGCGUAUUGAAACACAACAAUUAAAUUUACAGACAAAAGAAAAUUUUCCAGGUUUACGAGCAAAGGAUGCACUUUCAGAUCUACAGGCAAAAGGUCAAUUAUUAGGUCUUCAGACAGGAGAGAAAAUGCCAGAUCUUCAGAUAAUAAAGCACCUUCUAGGUCCACCAUCAGCUGAACAUGUUCCAAAUCCACCGGCUGCUGAUUGCUGGCCUGAUCCACUGAAAUCUGAGCAUCAACCAGAUCCACCAACAGCUGACUGCUGGCCAGAUCCAUUGACAGCUGAGCACCAAGCAGAAACAUCAAUGGCUGAACAACAGGCAGAGACACCGGCAGCUGAGCACCAGGCUGAAGCACCACCAACUGAGUGCUGGGCAGAGGCAUUGACAGCUGAAUGCCACCCAGAAGCUGAGUACCACCCAGAUCCAUUGACAGCUGAGCGGCACCCAGAGGCACCAACAGAUGUUCAGCACCUAGAGGCACUGAAGGUCAAGCACCAUCCAGAGGCAUCAACAGAUGAGUACCACCCAGAUCUAAAGACAAAGGACCUCUUUCUUGAUCUACCAAGAGUAGAUCACCUGCCUAAUUUACAGAAAGUAGAUCAUCCAUCGGGUCUCAAGGGUGUGGACUCCAUGCUUGAUCUACAGACCACAGACUGUCUUCCACAACCACAAGAAACAAACCAUCUACUUGAUUUGAAGAGAACAGAAUAUUUGCUACAUCAACAGAACACUGAUCAUAUGUGUAGUCAACAAGUGGAACACCUGACAGAUUUACAGCAAGGAAAGAAACCAGAUCUAGAAAUAGCAUAUUUACCAAAUCAACAAAGAGUGCCUGUAUCUGAUCCAUCAGUAAGAAACAAGUUGUUUGCAGUAGAGGUAAAGAAACAAUUGCCAGAUAUUCAAACAGAAAAACAUUUCUCUGAGCUAGAGACACUGAAACAAUUGGAUGUGCAAAAGACAUCUGAAAAAUUCUUUGGGGUAAAAGUGAAGGAAAAUCAACCAGAGAUGAAAGCAAAAGAACAAUUAGCUGAGCAGCAAGCAAAGGAACAAACAAGUCAAAAAUUGUUUGAGUUAGAAACAUUGAGUUCUUUUUCUAAGCUUAUUGGUGACACAAGUGAAAUAGCUGAUUCUUUCAGACAAAUUUCUAAAGACAAAAUUAAAUUAAAACCUGUAAUUGAUAGUGAAAACAUUAAAAGUCAGCCUAAGAAUGUGCUACACCAUUUGGUAAAGGAAACUAAUUCUGUAUCCAGUCUUACAUCAAUUGUAAAACCUCUUGAGAAAAGUAAUAGCAACAGUGAAAUCACAAUGACAACCACCUUACCAUUGAAACUUCCACAGUCAUCUUCAUCAUCAAACAAUUCUGCUUUUCACAUGAAAGAUAAUAUAUUUGAUGAUAUGGAUUUAACAGAUUCCCAGAUCUGUGUUUCUGAGCUGUCAGAUAAUGAACAAUUCUCUGAUAAAGGAAAGCUAUUCCUGCAACCACAGACUAAAGAGAUUGAAAAUGAUGGAACCAAAAUAGUAAAAGAUUUAAUUAAAGAACUUGCUCAGUUGAACAAAUUUAUUAUUCGUUCACAAAGAGAAAUGGAAAAUGCUUUUAGACAGAAGAGAAAUGCUCAGUCAACUUCUCAGAAUAUCAUUAAAAAGCAAGGAACACUUCAAACAUUUUUAGGUAAAUUUUAGUUAUUUUUAUUGCUUUUCACAGUCUAUUUAUUAUUUUCAGAUUAACUUAAACCCCUGCCCCCCACUAACAAAAAAUAACUUUUCAAAGUCAUUUUUGAUUAUCUUUAAACCAAUUAACAAACAUACACACAUGCUGACUGUGUACAUAUGUGAUAUUUCAAUGGAGAAUAAUUUUAAUAAAUUAAGAAUUUAUGU